GGCGGCGCGCACCGACAGCCGGACGGACAGGCGGCCGGUCGGACCGACGGGGCAGCGCGGGGAGCGGGGACGCGGCGGGACAGCGACAUGGCCGGCCACACGCAGCAGCCGAGCGGGCGCGGGAACCCGGGCCCUGCGCCCUCGCCCUCCCCCGGCCGGGGUCCCGGCCCGGGCGCCUCGGAGCGGGUGGCGCUCAAGAAGGAGAUCGGGCUGGUGAGCGCCUGUACCAUCAUCAUCGGAAACAUCAUUGGCUCGGGCAUCUUCAUCUCCCCCAAAGGGGUCCUAGAGCACUCUGGCUCUGUGGGUCUGGCCCUCUUCGUCUGGGUCCUGGGUGGAGGCAUCACUGCCCUGGGCUCACUCUGCUAUGCAGAGCUGGGAGUGGCCAUCCCCAAGUCUGGCGGGGACUACGCCUAUGUCACUGAGAUCUUUGGGGGCCUGGCUGGCUUCCUGCUGCUCUGGAGCGCCGUGCUCAUCAUGUACCCCACGAGCCUGGCUGUCAUCUCCAUGACUUUCUCCAACUACGUACUGCAGCCGGUGUUCCCCAACUGCAUCCCGCCGGCCGCCGCCUCCCGUGCACUCUCCAUGGCUUGCCUGAUGCUCUUGACGUGGGUGAACAGCUCGAGUGUGCGCUGGGCCACGCGCAUCCAGGAUGUGUUCACCGGCGGGAAGCUGCUGGCCCUCUCACUCAUCAUUGGCGUGGGCUUUGUCCAGAUCUUCCAAGGACACUUCGAGGAGCUGAGGCCCAGCAACGCCUUUGACUUCUGGAUGACGCCAUCCGUGGGCCACCUGGCCCUGGCCUUCCUCCAGGGCUCCUUCGCCUUCAGCGGCUGGAACUUCCUCAACUACGUCACAGAGGAGCUGGUGGACCCUCGAAAGAACCUACCUCGUGCCAUCUUCAUCUCCAUCCCCCUGGUGACCUUUGUGUACACCUUCACCAAUGUCGCCUACUUCACUGCCAUGUCCCCCCAGGAGCUGCUGGCCUCCAAUGCCGUGGCCGUGACCUUCGGGGAGAAGCUGCUGGGCUACUUUUCUUGGGUCAUGCCCGUCUCCGUGGCACUUUCCACUUUUGGAGGGAUCAAUGGCUACCUGUUCACCUCCUCCAGACUGUGCUUCUCUGGAGCCCGAGAGGGGCACCUGCCCAGCCUGCUAGCCAUGAUCCACGUCAGACGCUGCACCCCUAUUCCCGCCCUCCUCGUCUGUUGCGGGGCCACGGCAGUCAUCAUGCUCGUGGGAGACACGUACACGCUCAUCAACUACGUGUCCUUCAUCAACUACCUCUGCUAUGGUGUCACCAUCCUGGGCCUGCUCGUGCUGCGCUGGAGGCGGCCGGCGCUCCACAGGCCCAUCAAGGUGAACCUCCUCAUCCCCGUGGCGUACUUGGUCUUCUGGGCAUUCCUGCUGGUCUUCAGCUUCAUCUCGGAGCCCAUGGUGUGUGGGGUAGGCGUUAUCAUCAUCCUCACGGGGGUGCCCGUCUUCUUCCUGGGAGCAUUCUGGAGAAGCAAACCAAAGUGUGUGCACAGACUCACAGGGCUCCCCAGAGGAGGAGGAAAAUGGCCCCUGCCAGCCCUCCCCACUGCCUGCCACGGACAAGCCCUUGAAGACACAAUGAGACAUUUGUGGAGCCUGAAGCAGCUGUUUCUGUUUACAUGUUGUUUAUUGAGGAGGUGUUUUUGCAAAAAAAAAAAAAAAUUUUUUUCCUGGGGAAAAAUAAAAAGAGCUCUGACUGUUAGAAGGGCUUGGUAAGGAAGCCCUGAAGAUGUGGACUGGGUCCCCUGUCAGCACUGCCCUGCUAGCUUUUCCUGGAAAGAUCUGUGCAUAAAACAGGGCUGGUGGUGCACCUGUCUCAGGAACUUAUUGGGCCCCCCUGGGCUGGGGGGCAUGUGUGGAGCUGGCUGGAGCAGGUGGCCUGGUUGGCUCGGGAGGAGGCUCUUGACUUUUGGGGUGUUCUGAUGCUUGAACCAGACACUCCUUCUUUGGGGUUGGCACCUUGGGGUCCAGGGCCAACCCUGCCCUACAGACGUGGAGGACUGAGAAUUGGCUGGGUGUGCCCCUCUCCCCCAGACCCUGCUGGAGGCUCAGCCACCCAGGAGAGCCUGGGGUUCCCGCCAGAACUGCCUUUCUUCCCCUAAAUCCCCACGGAGUGAGUAUCAGGACUCAGUGGCCUGGCUUGGUUUACAGGUGGGGAAACUGGGGUUUUGAGAUGGGAUGGCUUGGGUUUGGCUGCUGUCAGUUGGUGCCUCAGCCUCUGCCCUCUGAGAAAGCAUCGGGCACCAUCUUCUUGGGACCUCGGGGCCUGUAAGAGAUCCCAUGAGCUUUCUCUACCCCGUACCUACUUUCUAAGCCUAGCAUCAAGUUGACCGGGCCCACACUGACCCCACAGGCAUGAGGUUGGGGGCAGAAGCCUCCUGGCCCAGCUUCUCUGGGGCCUGUGCCACCAGCGCUCACCGUGGACUAGGUCUGAUGUACCCAUGGCCACGUCCAGUCCAGGGACAGCUCUGGCACCCCACAGGAUGAAUGGAGGGAGAAGCCACAGGAAACAUUCUGGGAAGCCCUGGCCCUCCUUCUUCUCUGGAAAAGGAUUCCCAGAAUGGAGUCGGGGUAGGCAGAUGGGGACCCCCCAGGUGUAUUGUGUACACUGGAGCCCUGGAGAGGGGCUCACUACUCCACCCUCUUCCCGAGUUCAACCCCCAGCAAG
Messenger RNA from Capra hircus (goat), 2695 nucleotides. RefSeq names its product solute carrier family 7 member 10 (gene SLC7A10). NCBI's taxonomy places the organism in Eukaryota, Metazoa, Chordata, Mammalia, Artiodactyla, Bovidae. The transcript has 11 exons. Gene Ontology annotation, biological process: D-alanine transmembrane transport; D-serine transmembrane transport; amino acid transmembrane transport. The record is from RefSeq and is a predicted model, not a curated record. Gene Ontology annotation, molecular function: neutral L-amino acid transmembrane transporter activity; L-amino acid transmembrane transporter activity. Gene Ontology annotation, cellular component: membrane. Bases 88 to 1743 code for a protein of 551 amino acids.